UUUGGGAACUACAGCACCAUCACGGAAUUCUUCCUCCUUGGACUGUCUGGCAACCCCCACAUUGAGGUUCUGCUCUUUGUGCUUUUCCUGGGGAUUUACAUCCUGACCCUGAUGGGGAACCUGACAAUGCUGCUGCUGAUCAGGGUUGAUUUUCACCUCCAGACUCCCAUGUACUUCUUCCUGGGUCACCUCUCUUUCUUGGACCUUUGCUUCUCUUCAGUUACUGUACCCAAGAUGCUGGAGAACCUCCUGUCUCAGAGGAAAACCAUCUCAGUAGAGGGCUGCCUAGUUCAGGUCUUCUUUAUGUUUAUCACUGGAAUUACUGAAGCCUUUCUGCUCUCAGUGAUGGCCUAUGACCGCUAUGCUGCCAUCUGCCACCCACUGCUCUAUAGCCAGAUGAUAAGUAAACAGCGUUGUAUGCAGCUUGUUUGGGGCUCAUGGGGAAUGGGGUUUUUGGAUGCAUUCAUAAAUGUCCCUCUGGCAAUGAAAAUGGACUUCUGUGAUUCCCAUACCAUCCCACAUUACAACUGUGAGCUACCCUCUCUCUUCCCUCUGUCUUGCUCUGAUGUCUCUACCAACCUCAGUGUCAUGCUUUGCUUAAUCACCCCACAAGGGAUUGUAACUUCCCUCUCAAUCUUCUUCUCUUAUGCCUACAUUUUAUCCACCAUCCUGAGCAUUACCUCCACCUCCAGCAGAAGCAAAGUUUUUUCCACCUGCUUCUCCCACCUCACCACAGUGAUCUUGUUCUAUGGCUCUGGUCUUCUCCGCUAUCUCAUGCCACCCUCAGGAUCCUCCUUGGAGUUGAUCUUCUCUGUGCAGUACAGUGUGGUCACUCCUAUGCUGAAUCCUCUCAUCUAUAGCCUGAAGAACAAGGAGGUAAAGGCAGCUCUGAAAAGAACACUGGAAAAGUAUUUACAAUGUUUUUGGUGUCAGAAUAAAGAGAGAGGAUGA
Molecule: messenger RNA, 951 nt
Organism: Equus quagga
Lineage: Eukaryota; Metazoa; Chordata; Mammalia; Perissodactyla; Equidae
Product: olfactory receptor 8S1-like
Exons: 1
Coding region: 112-951 (279 amino acids)
Biological process (GO): G protein-coupled receptor signaling pathway
Cellular component (GO): membrane
Molecular function (GO): G protein-coupled receptor activity; olfactory receptor activity
Source: RefSeq, a predicted model, not a curated record